This is a messenger RNA of Colletotrichum gloeosporioides, 1977 nucleotides long. RefSeq lists its product as uncharacterized. Gene Ontology annotation, cellular component: nucleus. Lineage: Eukaryota; Fungi; Ascomycota; Sordariomycetes; Glomerellales; Glomerellaceae. Gene Ontology annotation, biological process: regulation of transcription by RNA polymerase II. The transcript is spliced from 3 exons. The coding region runs from base 1 to 1977 and encodes 658 amino acids. The record is from RefSeq and is a predicted model, not a curated record.
AUGGUCUCGAUAGAUCAGUCAUAUAACAUGCUCCCCAAGCACCUGAGCUCCGAGCACGACGACUACAUCCUCUACCCCGAGCCGCCCCAAGCAGUCUUCACCACCGCCCCCAUGGAGAUGACCAUCCCUGCCAACGCCUCUUACAUGUUCCCUACCUCCAUGCCCAUGGAGGCUUCUCCCGUCUACGAAAACAACUUCAUCUACCAGGGACGCACCUCACCGAGCCUCUACGAGGACGGCGACUUCCAAUUGCCCUCCUCCAACCUCUCCACCACAUCGGCGCCCUCGGCGGCCUCAUCCAACGUGGGCUCGCCGCAGUCACAUCACGACCAGCCGGCGCCGGUGCCUGAAUGGGCGCACCCCGGCAUCGCUGUCACCCCGGGCAUUGUGCCCCACGACUACUACAACACCACGGGUACUGAGUACUCUACCUACGCCGGCUCAGGUAUGGAAGACUUUGCAGCUUUCGACUUUGUCAACACAAAGCCCCCGGGUUUCGUGGACCGCCGCCGCGGAUACCCGGCUGUCUUCGUCGCCCGAGUCUCCCGCGUCGCGCAAGUCCAGCGCGACCGCGGCCUUUGCGUCUCCCUCUACUUCUUUCUCUUCUCCUCCAGCGCCGGCUUGGAGCAAUUCGCCAAAGACGCCGCGGACCCUUCCCUCAUCCACCCCGACAUCAGCCGCCCAAUGCCGAUGCCGGGUUUCGAUCCCAACUUCCACCACCCUCAGUAUCCCGCCUCGCCCGCCCUGUCCGCUUCAUCCCAAUCCAUGGUCCGCAACGGCAGCCAAUCGCCUUUCAUGCACAGCGGCUUCCAGCAGCAGUUCAGCCCCUACGCCACACCGGCCGACGCCCGCCGCCCCAGCCUCCACUCGUUCCCCUCCAACUAUUCCGAUGGCAACGGCUACAGCGGCGACGAGUCCAAGGAGAAGCAGCGAUGCCCGCACCCCGAAUGCGGCAAAACCUUCAAGGACCUGAAGGCGCACAUGCUCACCCACCAGAAUGAGCGCCCAGAGAAGUGCCCGAUCGUGACGUGCGACUAUCACGUCAAGGGCUUCGCCCGCAAGUACGACAAGAACCGCCACACCCUCACGCACUACAAGGGCACCAUGGUGUGCGGCUUCUGCCCCGGGUCGGGGUCCGCGGCCGAGAAGUCGUUCAACCGCGCCGACGUCUUCAAGCGACACCUGACGGCCGUCCACGGCGUCGAGCAGACGCCGCCCAACAGCCGCAAGAAGAGCACGGCCGCCAGCAGCGGCAAGAAGCUCGCCGGCUACCCUCCCGACGCCACCGGCAAGUGCUCGACGUGCUCGCAGACCUUCUCCAACGCCCAAGACUUUUACGAGCACUUGGACGACUGCGUGCUGCGCAUCGUGCAGCAGGAGGACCCCGCCGAGGCCAUCAACGCCAAGCGCCUCGCCGAGGUCGAGAACGACAAGGACGUGCACCAGACCCUGGAGAAGAACCACCUCCCCACGCAGACGCAGAUGCCGUCCACCGAGGAGGACGAAGACGAAGACAUGGACGACGAGGACGACGAGGACAGCAAGCACCGCUUCAACUCGCCAACGAAGCGAAAGGGCAACCCCGUCAACGGCGUCCAAAAGUCGCGCGGCCUCACCCACUCCCGCGGCGGCGGCCCCAUGCCCGUCAAGGCCAAGGGUCGCAAGAACCGCCGCGACUACCCCUCGUCAUGGGGCUUCGACAAGGGCCAGAUGACGAUGAAGAAGCGUGUCAUGGCCGUCUUUGACGGCCCCCGCCGCCUGGCCAAGGACGACAUGAUGCUCUCCACGGACCACGAGGUACGCAUUAAGCUGGCGGACGGCAACAACUACGUGACGGACCUGGACGUGCAAACCCUCAAGCGCGCCGAGGGCUUCCUCGGGGCCACUGACGACGAGAAGGGCCCGUGGAUCUCUGACGACCCCACCGAGGAGCAGCUCAGGGAGAUGCAGGCUGUUCUUGAGAGCUUUGAACAGUAA